AUUAAUAAGGAAGACAACUAUCAAAAUGGUUUUUCUGAAAAAUUUAAAAACUAACAAAUUACUACUUAAAAGAUUUUUUAAAAUAAAAUGAUCAUUGAAAUACCAGUAUCCAUAACAUUUUGGUACCACUAUCAAAAUUCCGUAAAUGUCAUUACGGAAAAAUGACAUGGACGCUUAUGUGACAUCCAGUAGACAAACGACCCCGAUAAAUGUUGCACUUCAUCACAUACGACGUCGUUUUUGUCCUCACGUUUAUUAAAAUAAAAAAGAUCUGGCCCAAAUAACGCCAUCGUUCCUAUCUGUCCCCUCCCCCAACCGAACGACGUCAUCCUUCCUAUCCCCUCCCCCCAUCGAACGACGUCGUCACCACCAUCCCCUCACUCCCCCAUCUGCAAUCAAAAUUCAGGCAAGCUAUCCUCUAAUCAUCUUCUUCCAUACAAAACAGAGAACACAGAACAUAGAAGCGGAUAGGACACACACGACGACUGACAAACUGAUGGACUCAGACCAGACGAACCCGACGUGGCCCCCCAUCAGAAGAGUCGUUGGCAGGUCGUGGACACAAGGACUCGUCGAGCUUGAGAUCGACUUUACCAGCUCUGACUCUGUAUCGAGUCUCCGUCUCCGAUGGUCUCAAGGAGGUGUAUUUUAUCAUAUGAGCUAUUAGAGCUAAUUGCCCUAGCUGAAGUUCAUAUGCAGCCUUGCUUGCAAUCCAGACGAGCUCAUCUCCAGUCUCUUAAGCCAAAUCAACCCUUUCUUUGCAUCUGCAUCUGCCACUUCUCCCUUCAUAGUUCUAGCAAUCUUCCCUGUGCUUCAGCAAUGGUGCUUCUGCAUCUGCCAGAUCUUUUUUUUUUUAUAAACGGGAGGACAAAAUCGACGUCGUACGCAAUAAAGUGCAACGUUAAUCGGGACUGUUUUUCUACUAGAUGCCACAUAAGCUUCUAUGUCAUAUUUCCGUAACGUCACUUAUGGAAUUUUAACGGUGGUAUUAAAAUAUUAUGGAUACUGGUCUUUCAAUGAUCAUUUUGUUUAAAAAAAUCUUUCAAGUAGUAAUUUGUUAGUUUUAAAUUCUUUCAAUGACCAUUUUGAUAGUUUUCUCUUAAUAAGGGAUGCGCCCAAUCUUGACGGUUUGAUAUUUUUCCUAGUAGAACCGUAUUACCAAAUUUGGAACAUUUGUCCAUACAAAGAAAAUCUACGGUCAAAAUGUAUCUGUGAAGUCAAUAUGCGUUUUUAAGGCUGUAUUCAUUCAAGUUGAGAGAAAUAAUAGCUGAAGCUCUCUCCCUAUUAUUAUCUUCCAAUUCAAAUUGCCAGAGCAGAGAUUCACUCAAAAAAAAACAAAAGAAUUUGCCAGAGCACAUCCUUUGUCGGGUUGAAGAUCAUUCCAUAAUUCUCAUCGUAACAUCGACAAUCCUCACCAUUCCAUUACGUAAAAAUAGCCUCUCCGAGCUAAUUCGGAGCCGGAAAAUGGAAAAUUAGCAAGAAAAAAGAGAAGAGGAAGAAGGUCAUGAAAUUUAGUUCUGCAGAGGACAUAUAAGAAGAUGAAGCUUGACGAGGACCUGGGGCCUGAUCGGGAGGAGGAGUUCCAGACCGACGAUGAAGAAAAUCAGGCGCAGAGGGUGUGCAAGGAGGACUUCCAGGACGAUGACACAGAUAGCCAAUCUGAUCAUCCAUCUCGGAACCAUUCGGGGAAUGACAAUGAUACAAACGCCAUUCUAUGGCCUCAGAGUUACAGGCGGUCAAUUGACAUGCUUACCAGUUUCACGCCUCCCUCUCUGAGCUUCUUGAAGGGAACGAGUUCAACGCAUAUUAGCAGUUCUCUGACCACAGUAUACAAAAGACCUCAUCAAUCUUCGGAGCACGAUUAUUCACUCAACCAAUCCCUCAUUUCAUUACCAAGUGUCGAUGAAAAAGAUAGGCCUCCCUCUGAGAAGUUUCAGGCUCAGACGCCCAAAUCUUCCUGCACGAAAUUCUCCGUCAGUGAAUUACCGCUAAAAGAAGAGUGCUCGUUUAUACAAGCAAUAGUUAAUGGAAUCAAUGUCCUAUGCGGCAUUGGAAUACUUACAGUUCCAUAUGCGAUACAUCAAGGAGGGUGGUCGAGUCUUAUACUGCUCUUUCUCAUUAGUGUAGUUUCAGCUUACACAGGCAUCUUGCUGAAGCGAUGUUUAGAAAGCUCUCCGGGACUCAAAACUUACCCGGACAUUGGGCAAGCUGCCUUCGGCGUAUAUGGCCGCUUAGCAAUUGCUAUAGCACUAUACGUCGACUUAUAUGCUUCCUGUGUAGAGUACAUAAUUAUGAUGAGCGAUAACCUGGCCUCCCUAUUCCCACAUGCCGAAGCCUAUAUCUCUGGUUUCCAUCUCAGUUCUCAUCAAAUAUUUGCGGUCGCCUCUACCCUCAUAGUUCUUCCGACAGUUUGGCUUCGGAAUCUGGGUCUGCUUGCCUAUCUUUCAGUUGGAGGGGUUGUGGCAUCAAUCUUAGUUGUGCUAUGCUUGUUGUGGGUGGGAACAGUGGAUGAAGUCGGUUUCCAUGCGACUGGCACAGCAAUCAACCUUGUAAAUCUGCCCUUCACGAUUGGCAUCUUUGGCUUCUGCUACUCGGGCCACUCUGUUUUUCCGAACAUCUACUCCUCCAUGAAAGAGCCAUCAAAGUUUCCAGCAGUUAUAAUAGCCAGCUUCGUCUUUUGCUUUUCUAUAUAUGCUGGGACAGCGGUGAGUGGGUUUAUGAUGUUCGGGGACUCAAUCAAAUCCCAAUUCACUCUAAACAUGCCCACAAAGUUCAUGGCUACUAAAAUUGCGGUUUGGACAACAGUGGUGAACCCAAUGACAAAGUAUGCAUUGACGAUUAUGCCUGUCUCCCUGUGUCUGGAAGAGCUUCUGCCUUCAUCCAAGCGUACAUCUUAUAGCAUAGCCAUUGUCAUCAGAACGGUUUUAACUCUCUCGACAUUAGUUGUGGCAUUGACUAUUCCAUUUUUCGGUUUUGUGAUGGCUUUGAUGGGAUCACUCCUUGCAAUGUUAAUGGCUCUCAUCUUCCCCUGCGCAUCUUAUCUUAGACUACUCAACGGUCGAUUGAGUAAGCUGGAGAUUGGAGCUUGCUGGUUCACAAUAGUUCUCGGCAUAUUCUGUUCGAUUAUUGGGACAUAUUCAGCAAUCGGCGAAUUAGCCAAUGAGAGGGGCUAGCUAUUCAGAUUAGUCAGCUGCCUUUCCCGAGAUGAGUGUAACAUAUACAGUAGAGUUCAUUUGCAAUGCACAUUUUGCCAAUAGGGACAGGAUUCUAGUUGCAGAUGAAUAUGUUCAUGGAAUCCUACAGUUUACGCGGUUUAGCUCGAGAUUUGGAGCAUGAACAAGUAGUUCCAAAUCAAACUGAAUUUGUCCUGUCUAAAAUAAAGGGGACAAGGUGAAAAUGCUAUUGUAAAAGGGAUGGACCCGAAUCAUCCUCUGCUCCUAAGGAAUUCAACAUCUCCAUGUGCUACCCUCCUUUAUAGUA
Messenger RNA from Punica granatum (pomegranate), 3480 nucleotides. NCBI's taxonomy places the organism in Eukaryota, Viridiplantae, Streptophyta, Magnoliopsida, Myrtales, Lythraceae. The record is from RefSeq and is a predicted model, not a curated record.